AUGCCUUCUACUGAUUCACUGCAACCACCCCUCACCCCUGCAGAGCGCGCGGUAGUCAAGACCUACGGUUCCUGGACCAACUUUAUGCAAUCUUAUGGACUGAAGCCGUGGGAGGAUGAUGAUGUUCAGGAGGGAAUGGCGAUUCUUCGCGGACUUGUCCAGGCGUAG
Molecule: messenger RNA, 168 nt
Organism: Penicillium waksmanii
Lineage: Eukaryota; Fungi; Ascomycota; Eurotiomycetes; Eurotiales; Aspergillaceae
Exons: 2
Coding region: 1-168 (55 amino acids)
Source: RefSeq, a predicted model, not a curated record